ACCACAGUCCUCCGCGCUGGGGUGAGAGCGACCUCCUGGUGACCGUCGGCUGUCAGGACGGGCUGGCGAAGGCGCUGGAGAUGCUCUUGGACCCCGAGGACUGCGUGGUGGCAGGAGCCUUGCUAUUCGGAUGUUCUGUGCAUUCUCGCCCCACUGACGCCGAAGUUCGUGGUCGUGUCCGCUGACGAGAGGGGAAUGUGUCCGUUGUCGCUGAGGAAAGGACUCGAAAGGGCAGCGCAGGAUGGAGGACCUGUGCCCAAGGUCAUGUAUUUGGUGCCUAACGCAUGCAACCCCACGGGGACCACCAUGGACGAGGCGCGGCGGAGGGAGAUCUAUAGCAUCGCCUCCGAGUACGACCUCAUUAUCCUCGAGGACGACCCUUACUACUUCUUGCAGUAUGACGACCAGGAACCACUGCCCCCGAGUUUCCUGCGGCUGGACACGGACGGGAGAGUCCUGAGGUUCGACUCCUUCUCCAAGAUCUUCAGCGCCGGCCUCAGGGUGGGCUACGUGACGGGGCCGACGCCGCUGCUCGAGAGGAUGACGUGGCAUAUGCAGGCGAGUGUCCUGUGCCCGCCCGGGAUCACGCAGGUAAUGGUGAGCGAACUGCUCCGGAAGUGGGGCGACGAAGGGUUCAACAAGCACAUAGCCAAGUUGAGGGAAUUCUACCGAGCUCAGAGAGACACCAUGUUGCAGGCCGCGGAGAAGCAUCUUGCAGGGUUGUGUGAAUGGACGGUGCCCAAGGGAGGGAUUUUUCUAUGGUUUAAGGUGCCCGGCCUCCGCGACACGACGCCCAUGCUGCUGGAGAGGGCGGUCACCAGGGACGUGGUGCUCGUCCCUGGGAGAGACUUCAUGGUCGAGGAGAAGAAACCCUGUCAGUACAUGAGGGCGGCCUACUCCUGCGCCACGCCCGAGCAGAUGAUGGAGGGGAUGAGGAACUUGGCUCGACUAGUGAGGGAGGAACUGGCGCUGCAGAAGGAAUCCUGAAAAUAGGAAAAUUGUAUCUCUUUCCAUUCCCGUUCUGUAUUUCUGCUGAAUAUCGAAUAAAAAUUAAUACCUCAGGAAUGA
This is a messenger RNA of Penaeus vannamei (Pacific white shrimp), 1068 nucleotides long. The record is from RefSeq and is a predicted model, not a curated record. NCBI's taxonomy places the organism in Eukaryota, Metazoa, Arthropoda, Malacostraca, Decapoda, Penaeidae.